Messenger RNA from Sturnus vulgaris (Common starling), 1260 nucleotides. RefSeq names its product somatostatin receptor 4 (gene SSTR4). Gene Ontology annotation, molecular function: neuropeptide binding; somatostatin receptor activity. NCBI's taxonomy places the organism in Eukaryota, Metazoa, Chordata, Aves, Passeriformes, Sturnidae. The record is from RefSeq and is a predicted model, not a curated record. Gene Ontology annotation, cellular component: plasma membrane; neuron projection. Gene Ontology annotation, biological process: cellular response to glucocorticoid stimulus; neuropeptide signaling pathway.
AUGAGCACGGACGCCGAGCAGCUCCUGGCAGCCGGAAUUCCCCUCUGGAGCAUCUCCAGCUGGGCCGGCUCGGAGCCGCCCCCCAACAGCAGCAGCAGCGGCGGCGGCGGCGGCGGCGGCGGCGUCGGCAGCGCGGAGGAGGCGGCGAUGGCGCUGGCGGCGCCGGGCGAGGCCGGGCGGGCCCCGGAGCGCGGCGGGAGCGCGGCGGAGAUCGCGGGCAUGGUGGUGCUGCAGUGCGUCUACGGCCUGGUGUGCCUGCUGGGGCUGCUGGGCAACGCGCUGGUCAUCUUCGUCAUCCUGCGCUACGCCAACAUCUACCUGCUCAACCUGGCCAUCGCCGACGAGCUCUUCAUGCUCAGCGUGCCCUUCGUGGCCACGGCGGCGGCGCUGCGGCGCUGGCCCUUCGGCCGCGCUCUCUGCCGGACCGUGCUGGGCGUGGACGGCCUCAACAUGUUCAGCAGCGUCUUCUGCCUCACCGUGCUCAGCCUGGACCGCUACAUCGCCGUGGUGCACCCGCUGCGCGCCGCCUCCUACCGCCGCCCGCGCGUCGCCAAGCUGGUCAACGGCGGCGUGUGGCUGCUGGCGCUGCUGGUGGCCUCGCCCAUCCCCGUGUUCGCCGGCACGGCGGUGACCCGCGACGGCCGCGCCGUGGCCUGCGACCUGCUGUGGCCCAGCCCGGCGUGGGCGGCCGCCUUCGUGGUGUACAGCAGCGCGCUGGGCUUCGUGCUGCCCGUGGUGGCCAUGGCGCUGUGCUACCUGCUGCUGGCCGGCAAGAUGCGCGUGGUGGCGCAGGGCGUGGGCUGGCAGCAGCGGCGGCGCUCCGAGGGCAAGCUGACCCGCCUGGUGGUCACCGUGGUGGCCAUGUUCGUGGUGUGCUGGCUGCCCUUCUACGUGGUGCAGCUGCUGGAGCUGCUGCUGCCCGGCCGGCUGGACGCCAGCGCGCACAACGCCUCGCUGCUGCUCAGCUACUCCAACAGCUGCGCCAACCCCAUCCUCUAUGGAUUGCUCUCCGAGAAUUUCCGCCACUCCUUCCAGGGCGUGCUGCGCCGCUGCCGCGACGCCGGCCUGUGCUGCUGCCGCGCCGCCGAGGGCCACGGAGGGGACAGCGAGGAUGAGGAGGAGCCGCUGGAUUACUGCGCCGCGCCCCGCGGAGACGCCAAGGGCUGCGUGUGUCCCCCCCUGCCCUGCCAGCAGGACCCCCUGCGCCCCCAGCCCUGCUGCGCGCCCGGGGCCCUGCUCCCCAAAACCACCCCUUUCUAG